Exophiala aquamarina CBS 119918 is the source of this 939-nucleotide messenger RNA. RefSeq lists its product as uncharacterized. The record is from RefSeq and is a predicted model, not a curated record. Lineage: Eukaryota; Fungi; Ascomycota; Eurotiomycetes; Chaetothyriales; Herpotrichiellaceae. The transcript is spliced from 2 exons. The coding region runs from base 1 to 939 and encodes 312 amino acids.
AUGGCACCAGUAUAUCUCGCAAAGUGUGCCAAUUGUGGAACGGACGCAUCACUGAAGUGCACUCGCUGUAUGGACGCGCCAGAGUACGAGCCUGGAGAUUCGGUCGAUAUUGUUUACUGCAACCGCGAAUGCCAGAGAGAACACUGGCCAAAUCAUAAGGCAUACUGCCGCGAUCUAGGACAACGAAAAAAGCUGCUUCGCACAGCCAAAAUACUCAAGGCCGCCCUAUUGACAUACAGAGAGGUCAUGUACGAUGUCGACCUGACAAAAAUUGAGUUGCAAGAUGGAGUCCUCUACCUUCAUCAACAUCAAAGAUCUAUCACUGCUCGAUCACAACGUAGGCUCUUUCCAGAUCACCUCACCACAAAUAUCAAUCAUAAAGAGGCAGCUCUUGCGAAUAACCAAUGCACAUUAGCUAUGGCACUAUUAGGUCGCCUAACCCGGAAGCUACUUAAAGGGAUCGCCUCGACCGUCGAAGUACUAGACCUCCAUAUUGGAAAGCCGUUGAUUCCAACAAAGCUCGUUCCCGGUCCAGACUCCAGCGAUACACCACACACAGUGUUAAAAGUAGGACGACAUUUCGCUGCUGAGGCAUGGAUUCUCGACACAGCCGGCUGCCAAUAUGGAUUUCAAGAGGUUCUUGUUCCUAUAAAGAAGUACUUUGCAGAUAAUUCAUGCCAAAUUUUGGGUGAGGCCACCACAUACGAUGCGACCGAGACGAAGGACUUGGACUACUUCUCGACUCUUCCAUUUAUGAAUAGGACAAAAGCACAGCGAGAAGACAGAAAGCUGGAUCGACAAGCUCGCCUACACUUUGCCGUCUUCGUCGACAAACAAGUCAGCAUGGAUGUCCUUGAUGGCUCUACUGUCGAGUUUAAGGAUAAAGUGGACAGCUUCGUAAAUGAUUUGAAGGUGCAUAUGGUAAAACUUGGCAAUUGA